Cylicocyclus nassatus is the source of this 1727-nucleotide messenger RNA. Lineage: Eukaryota; Metazoa; Nematoda; Chromadorea; Rhabditida; Strongylidae. The record is from the annotation of a GenBank genome assembly.
AUGAGGAGGUUGCUAAUUAGCAUUACGAUAUGGUGUUUACUUGACACUACAGAAGGACAAGUUCCAAAACCAGCGAUUCGAGUUCGGUUGAACAAAGGAGUUUUCGAGCAGGCUUCAACAAUUGUGGCUGGAUUGGUGGAAUACGAAGUGCCUCGAAUAAAGGUGCCUCCCACACAGCAGUGCUUUACGGAAGGAUGCGUGCAGAUACAUUCGUUCCACAUGACAUCAUUCCGACAGCCAGCCUCAACCACAAUGGGCCCGCAUCCGCCGAAUCAGUUUGUCAUCAGAGUCACAGAUUUCGAUUUUUUUGUGAUGGGACAAUUAGGAGGUACAAUCACAGUUCUCAUACAACUGCCUGUAGCAGGAACUGUUCAUAUCACGGGAAUGCGAGUUUCGGUAGCAGCCUUCUUCGACAUACAAAAGUCAGUGAACGAUGAGCCGUACAUGCGUAUGCUGAAUUGCCAAAUAGAUGGCGGCAUUAUUGAGACGAGAGUUGCGAACAUGGGCCUGAUCACGGAAACUGUGAACACCAAGUAUCGGGAAGCGAUGUCUGCACAAUCGAAACGUCAGCUGGAAGAAGCCAUCUGUGAGAAUAUGUAUCGGCUCACACAGCAGCAUUUUUCCAGCAGAAUAUCCAAGUUGCCACCUCAAAUAUCAGUUCACACACUACUGAAAACUUUCUUAUCGACUGAUGAGAAGCUCGAAGUCACUCCUCAACCAGUGCGACAAAAACGUGCCAGCAGUGAUGAUUACUAUGACGAUAUUGAAAAGACUGAGAAGAAACCUACAAUCAAUAGAGGGUCUUCGAAUGGCAGUCCAAUAGACAGGAGUCGACCACUGGGAGCAGCACAGAAGAUCACCUUCACCUCACGAGAUGUCAAUCGCUUCUUUAAUGUGGAUAGACUCCGACAUAUGAUGAUCGACUUGACCUUACUUGACGCUAGUGCUACCCGUGAAGAUUUUACAGUUGGUAUGUCUGGUCGAUUGUCCAGCACCAAAAUAGGUGAUGGUUCACCAUUUCACGUGCCAUUUCCAUUUCGAGUCCCACAAAAUCACAAUCGUCGAAUGGCUGAAAUCGUUAUUUCUGAGUACUCUGUCAAUAGCAUGCUCUAUUUCGCUCACAGGACGAAUUCGCUUCUUUUCCAUGUGGAUUCGCACUCUCCUGGUGUCGGAUCUCUGUUGAAAACGACGUGCACCGCUGAUGAAGUUUGCUUGUCGGAUCAAGUAGAGGAGGUUGGAAGGGAAUAUCCUGGCCAGAGUUUGGAACUCAUCAUUCGCACAACUAGCCCUCCAAUAAUGGCUUUCCGAAAAGAUGUUGUCAAACUAUACAUGGAAGGACGAUGUCUCUUCUUCUUGGAAGGUACUCGACAAAAAGUCGGUGUCAUUCCAUUUACGACAGAGGUGGAGCUAUUUCUGCAGACAGUGGGAAAUCAUUUGAAAGGUCGAGUGUCCAUAGGCAGGUUGACAUUCAACAAUGGCAUCGAGUUCUUCAAAUUGACAGCCGACGAUUUGGAUGGUUUGAGGAAAACUACGAAAACUGCCCUAGAGAAUAUGGCGAAUGCCAUACUCAAUGCUGGAAUUCCUUUAUCGAAUUCUUCUCCAAACUCACCUCUGCGACUCUCUGCCGUCCACGUUUCCGUACAAUCUGGAGUUGUUCUUCUCCAGGCGAAUGUUGAUCUCUACAGUUCCUUCUAUAACCACAAUUGAAUGUAAUCUAGUAGUAUAGU